Molecule: messenger RNA, 5387 nt
Organism: Mesocricetus auratus (golden hamster)
Lineage: Eukaryota; Metazoa; Chordata; Mammalia; Rodentia; Cricetidae
Gene: Oxtr
Product: oxytocin receptor
Exons: 4
Coding region: 941-2113 (390 amino acids)
Biological process (GO): G protein-coupled receptor signaling pathway; regulation of systemic arterial blood pressure by vasopressin; maternal process involved in parturition
Cellular component (GO): membrane
Molecular function (GO): oxytocin receptor activity; peptide binding; vasopressin receptor activity
Source: RefSeq, a predicted model, not a curated record
CCGACUUGAUCUGCUCCCUAGCGGACAUAUGUGGUGCUGCAGCUCUGGGCUCCGGCUGUGGCCACCUUCAGACAGCGCCGCGUGCUGACGCUGUCCGCUCACAGCCUGGCCACAGCUCUCUUCUAGCCUUUGGUCCUCAUCCAGCCACCAGCAAAGCCGCAGGCUAGGAGAUUGCAAAGACGCGGGAUCUACUCGUGCUGGUGCAGGCAGGCAACUCUAGCAUCCUGGGUGGAGAGCCCUCGCGGCAUCUCUGAGGCCAUCCCCUGCGGUGCAACUUGCCCAGGGGCGAGGCAACUUUGGGGCUAACCUGCAGGCUCGCUUCAGGUGGCUGGGUCCUGCGUACCGUGGGUACAGGAUGGCUAGGACCAGUGGGAUCAUCAGGUUCUGAGGGAAGGCUCUGGCGCCUCUCCGGUUUCUGGUUCCCUGAGGCGCUCAGGGUGCUCCGAGGGACUGGAAAGUGACAGCUCAGACGACCACGCAGAGCCCUUGAGGCAGCUUUGAGGCUGCUGGGCUGGGGAUUCCUCUGAGAGGCAUCUACCCCAGGAGUCUCUCUCAUAGCAGCCUUGCUUCCGGGGGUCUAGGCUCGCAAGCAGGAGUCCCCCAGGGAGCGAGCAGCUUCGGGAAGAUCCGGGAGCUGGGGCUGCGUGUCUUGGAGCUGAAGGAGGUGAAGAAGGAUGCAGAGCGGCUGACCCUUCCUGGGACCCACGCUCAAGUGCAUCUGCAGAUGCUCAAAGGGGGUACGGCAAAGCGGGGUUUCUGCGGUGGUGGCUGAGCAGCACGGUGGCUGGGCUUGUGUCCUGAGACUCAGGGCGGGAACAGGCAGAUCUGUGCCCGGGUGCUCUGGCGGGCACCUGGACGGCGGUGCAUCGGGCCCCGCCCCACGCGCCACCCUUUAAAGAGCAGCCAGGCCGGGCGCUCCCUUGCAGUCUAGGCUACGGUCAUGGAGGGCACGCCCGCAGCCAACUGGAGCAUCGAGUUGGACCUCGGGAGUGGAGUGCCCCCGGAGGCGGAGGGGAACCUCACUGCCGGGCCACCGAGGCGCAACGAGGCCCUGGCGCGCGUGGAGGUGGCGGUGCUGUGCCUCAUUCUGUUCCUGGCGCUGAGCGGCAACGCGUGCGUGCUGCUGGCGCUGCGCACCACGCGCCACAAGUACUCGCGCCUCUUCUUUUUCAUGAAGCACCUGAGCAUCGCCGACCUCGUGGUGGCUGUGUUCCAGGUGCUCCCGCAGCUGCUGUGGGACAUCACCUUCCGCUUCUACGGGCCCGACCUGCUGUGUCGUCUGGUCAAAUACUUGCAGGUAGUGGGCAUGUUCGCCUCCACCUACCUGCUGCUGCUUAUGUCGCUCGACCGCUGCUUGGCCAUCUGCCAGCCGCUGCGUUCGCUGCGACGCCGAACCGACCGCCUGGCGGUGCUGGCGACAUGGCUCGGCUGCCUGGUGGCCAGCGCACCGCAGGUGCACAUUUUCUCCCUGCGAGAAGUGGCAGACGGCGUCUUUGACUGCUGGGCUGUCUUCAUCCAGCCCUGGGGACCCAAGGCCUACGUCACGUGGAUCACGCUCGCCGUCUACAUUGUUCCGGUCAUCGUGUUGGCUGCCUGCUAUGGCCUCAUCAGCUUCAAGAUCUGGCAGAACCUGCGACUCAAGACGGCAGCGGCGGCCGCGGAAGUCGAGGGGACUGAGGGAUGUGCGGCCGGUGGAGCUGGGCGUGCGGCGCUGGCUCGGGUUAGCAGUGUUAAGCUCAUCUCCAAGGCCAAGAUCCGCACAGUGAAGAUGACCUUCAUCAUUGUACUGGCCUUCAUCGUGUGCUGGACACCUUUCUUCUUCGUGCAGAUGUGGAGCGUCUGGGAUGUCAAUGCGCCCAAGGAAGCUUCUGCUUUCAUCAUCGCCAUGCUCUUGGCCAGCCUCAACAGCUGCUGCAACCCCUGGAUUUACAUGCUCUUCACGGGCCACCUCUUCCAUGAACUUGUGCAGCGCUUCCUCUGCUGCUCUGCCCGUUACUUGAAGGGCAGCCGGCCCGGAGAGACAAGCAUCAGCAAGAAGAGCAACUCAUCCACCUUCGUCCUGAGCCGCCGCAGCUCCAGCCAGAAGAGCUGCUCUCAGCCAUCUUCAGCGUGAGCCAUCUGCCUGGCCCACGGCUCCUGAGGCAGGGGUUAUGCGGACUCCAGUAUGCCCCCUGGUGGCCUUGCAUGGAGCUGUAUAAGGUGCCUAUUGGUGUGUCUCCCUCCACUCCUUGGGGUGGCUAGAGCAUGGAGCAUAUUCUGACGUGGGGUUGUGGAAAUGUCUCUGUGGAAGAUGACAGUCACUCAGCCAUCAGAGGGUUGCCUAGGCUCCCACCUGUGUUUCUACUACCCCAGCUGGAGUGCUUCUGGGUGGGGGGUGAGCUCUCCUGAACCUGGCUUUCAUUCCAUUAUUAUUAUUAUUAUUAUUUCUUCUCGUUCAUCCUGGGAUCUUGUGAAAGGCAGUAAGCCAUGCAUUGGUGAACAGUUAUGUGAGGAAACACAGUGGGCUGGGACAAGGAAUGGGAAAUGAGGCCAGAGGUGCAGAGUGGUGCUGAUUUCCUUGCGACUGAAGUUAUGUGGACAGAUCCUAGCAUCCUCAGGGACCAGCCUGUCCCAGGAAAACAGUGGGAACUAGAGACUGAACCACGAGGCCAUCUGGCCCAGGAAGGCAAUGAGAACACAGAUUGAAAUGUUGAAGAAGCUGAUGCUUGGUACACAUCUGGGAAGGAAAAGGAAAUGAGAGCCACCCAGAUAGGGAGAACUGCAUAUGACACUGACCCAUGCCUAUGAGAUCCUAAGGAACACACACAUGUAUAUGUGUACAUGCACACACAUGCAAGUAGCUCCCUUCACACUCUGGUCUGACAGGUGAAUAGCAAGGUUGCAGAGUUCCAGACCAGAUCAAUGUACAAAAAUCAUUCACAUCUCCCUACAUGUCUGGUGAACAAUGGGAAAGUGAACUUUAGAGAUUCCAUCCAUAAACAUGCCAGAAUGACUAAGGGAGGGCCAGGGUUAACAGAGGAAAAGUAUGACUUGUGCCCUGAAAACUGCAAACACCAUGGAUGGAAAUUAAAGGAGACUAAAUAAAUGGGAACACCUUGUGUUUAUGGAUCAGAGACGUAAUAUUGUUGGACAGAUUUGAAGUAAUCCUCAUCAAAAUCCUAGCUGGCUUCUGCAGAAAUUGAUAAACUAAUCCUAAAAUUCCCAAGGAGAUGGGAAUUGGGGUGGUUAAAAUGCUUUGGGAUGUGUGGUGGGUGCACAAUUUUGAGACCAUAUUAAAAAUCACUGAACCAGGGCCAGAGGAGACAGCUCACUUCAAGAAGUCUCUGCUGAGCAAGUAUGAGAUGCCCAUCAUCCAUGCAGAAGUCAGGCUUGGUGGCACAUGUUUGUAACCUCAGCCCUGGGCGUGAAGACAGGUGGAUCCCAGACACUUGCUGGCCAGCCAGUCUAGGAGAUUGGUUGACUUCGGGUAAGCAAAAGACUCUCUCUCAAAGUAAGUAAGUAAAUAAAAAAUAAGGUAGAGAGUGAUGGAGGAAGACACCUGAAGUCGACCUUUGGUCUCUACAUGUACAUGUAGAUGUACAGCAUACACACACUCACAUGUAAGCAGGCAGACAGACAGACAGACAGACAGACACACACACACACACAACCCACUGAACUGUAUACUUAAAAAUGUGAGAAGAAGGAAGCUCAAGAUCUGAGUUCUGGGAAAACCAAAAUGAUGGAUGCAUUUCUUGGUCUCUCUUCCUCGAGUGCUGUUUCUCCUGUGACUCACCACCUCCAAGUGUCUGCAGGAGAGGCUGGCUCUAUUCCGGCUGGUGAAAGUGGUGAUCACUCCCAUCUGGCUUUAACACAGGCCCGAGGGAUGCUCUGCAGCAGCCAUAUCCUAUCUUCUUCAGAACGGCAAUUCCCCAGGAGUCUCAAAGGUUUUAUUUAUCCAGUAAGUAUGAUUUCAAAUGUCCUCUCAGCCUUGAGGGCAGGAUAUGGCUCUGUCUCAGAAAUACCUUCAGUCAUUAACACAGGACACAAUUGACUAGUGGCUUUCUGUCUGUGGCUGGUCACUAUGCACUCUGGAGCACCUUGGAAAUACCCAGACUUGAUUCUGGACUUACUGAGAUAUAUCAAGGGCACUUCCAAAAAGCCUCAAAUCUGCAGAUCCACUUUACCCACUGCUCCUGUUUCUGAACACAUUUUCUUCUGCCACACUGCAGGAUUUGCCCCAACCCAUACAUGUACCCACAUGCACACAUGGGUUUGGGCUGGCACAGUCUGGUGUUUGGGGAGGAGAGAGCCAUGUGCUGCAGUUCAACAUCCACAAUUUACGGCAAGCUCAUUGUCACCAGCUGGAGACAGGAGGCAACGUCAUUUUUCUUUGGACUCAAGAGCAUUGCACAGUGGUCCACCUCAUGCACGCAGUGUCACCACCAGCUAGUUCUUUGACAAGCUAGCAGGAUUCUGCUUUGCAGCAUCUGUGCCUGUGUUCUAGACCACCCAGGUAGCCUGGGUGCACACAUGGCAGUAGGGUGGGGGUCUGGUAGCAUCUGUGUCUUGAAGAUGUCCUUUGUCCCUGCUGUUUACUGAGAAGCUGCCAUCUUAGAAUCAACAGGUGUCACCAGGAGUCAAGGGGACAGUAACUCAGAUAUUCUGACAGGGGUACUGUGUUCUUGAGAGGCCUAGAAGUGUAAAGUUUUAGACAUCAAAACCGACUAGAGUGCUGUGUCAUUCUGUGUGAUAGCUCUAGCUGGUACCUUGGGUCUUGUUAUGGUCCUGACACCUGCAUCGGUGACAUAAAUGACAAUUGACUUAAUCAGCAACAUUGGAUUGGCACCUCCCGUCCAAUCUUACAGAAUAUUUUAACCAUUUAUUGUUAUCCCUUCACCAAAAGUCUAAAAUCUAGGGGUCUAAAACAACUCCCUCAAUCCUGUGUCCUAUUUCCUCCUUCCUCAGACCCCACACUUGACAUUCCCAAUGCCCCUUCCUAUUUCCCAACCUGUUUACAAUCCAUGUUCAGGGCUGGAGGUUGUAUUAAAUUGAAGCAUGCUGAAUGUUCUGGAAUGUUUCAUUGUUCUGACCAGAGGAGUCAGUGUGCAAACUGUGAGAGUGAUUUAGGCCCUAUUACUCCCCUCCCCCAAUCUACAUUUUAAAAUCUGUGGUCUCCUUUUGGUACAAAAGAGCCUACCUGGACUAUGACCCUGGCUUCAGCAUGUAACUGUUUUGUAUUCAGUUGCAACGAGAUGCCACUUGGCACACAGUGUGAAUUCCUUGGUAUUGUUAUUCCAUGGACUUGUGUGGUGCCUCCAUGUCCCCGCAUCCGGUGAGUGAUGUGGCCAAUCCUGCUUUACCAGCUGCUUCAUAAAAGGUGCACUUAAUAAACAUUUUUCUGUAUA